ACUACAGGUGACCUGUGACUAGUGACCAGUGGGCUCUGUCUGAUACUGGACACACUCACUAGUUUGGUCAGCUUAUUGGACGAAGACUAACAUUUAUCUGGCUCAAUUGUAGGGUGGAGUACUGUUACACUCCCUACAAAGCCCCCGAUCAUGUCAGAAAAUUUCCAAAGCUCACCUUUCUUUGGUGCAGAAAGGGCUCUGCAGCCUUCUCUGCCUGUGCUGAGCAACUCCACACACUCAGGAAGGGUGUGCAACCACUCCAGGGUCUCCACAACAGAUGUGAGUUCAGCAUGGCUUCUGCCAUCAGCAUCCAGCACUUCUCUCCAGCCACUCAUGGGUAAUGCCUACCUUAACCCACAUGCUGGCACAACCAUGCUGUCAGUGAUGACUGAGCAUGGCCAGAUCUCCACCUCAGCACCCUCCUAUCCAGGUGAUCUCAAUUCAGAUUUUACUGGAGGCAUGGAUGGCAGGAAAGAUGCACUCCAGGGAUUCAAUGUGACGAUCAAUGACCAGCACACUACACUCUCCUCCCUGGCUGAGACAAACCAGUGUGAUAAAAUUUUAGAUUCCAAUGCCAUACUUCCUUUGUAUCCAACACUGCCUGCCAGCAUUGUCCAGGUCACACCACCACAGAUGCCAAAUCAAGGAUACAGCCUGGCACCUUCCUACCAGGAGAAUAGCCAUGUCUAUUACUAUGAGCACAACAGCAUGGGUUCUUUGAUAGUUGAAGAAUUUGGGCAGUGUUUGCCAGCCCAUGGCUCUGUGUCAUAUCCUGGGAAUCAGACCUCUGUGCUCCAACCAGAGAUGGUGAUGGUGCUAAAGGAGAUUCAGCCAAGGAAUGUCCAGAUACCACUCUUUACCUCUGCCUUCUCCUAUUCCACAUCUGCUCAAUCCAUGCCAUACAACCGCCUUCCAGUAGUUCAAAUGGAGACAUCCCUGGGAUUGCCACCUUCAGGUCAGACACACUGUCAGUUGCAGAGUCCAGAACUCUGCAACACCUGUGCUCAGGUUUCCCAGAUAAGAUCACCAGCUGUCAAUGGAAACAGGGCAUUAACAGCCCCCAUCCACAGUCCUUCAGAAUUCCUAGCCUUGCCUCCAGCUCCAAGCCUGGAAGAAACAGAGUACAAAACCAUGAAAGAGAUCAAAGAUGAGUUUUUAAAGACUCUGGAUGCCUAUGAGGGCACAAAAGAAAACCAAGACACACAAAUCAUGACUUUGGAACACUCCGACUUGCAGCAGCCUCUGCACUGCACUGAUACUGAGAGUCUAAGUCAGAAACCUGCUUCUGGUGAUGAUCAUUUGGUAGGCAUCAGCAUGGGUCCAAAAGAUCUUGGGGGACUGCAGAAUGAGAUUGGAUCCAGUUUCGACCUUAAAGAUGUCACCACACUUGAGGCAGACAUUCAACUUCCCCAACUCCUCAACACGCUCACAAAUAUAGAACAGGACCAGGCCUGUGAAAAUUGGAGCAUCUUGAGUGGCCCCCUUGACCAGGUGAUGAAGAAUAAACAUAAAUCCUCUGAGCUGCUUGAGGAAGCUCCUCCGGCCAAAAUCCAGCACCAGGACCUGGUGGAGGGAGAGUGGGCUGUGUGUGUGGCUGGGGCUAGUGACAGGGCUACUGAAACCAUGGAAAAGAACCAGAAGGGCAAAGCUCCCAAAGUGGCCCCCAGCAAGAACAGAAAAGUUAGAAAACAGGGGCAGGAAAGACCAAGUGGACCAGGAAACAUCUCUAAGAAAACGGAGGACCUUAAGCUGUCAAGGAACAGAGUCAAAGGAGAAGAGAAGCCCACCAUACCCAAGACCAAGAGGAAGAGGAAUCCACCUGAGCUCAGUCAAAACAGCUUCAAGAAGCCUAGAACCAACCUUGGCAUGCACAUGCUGGAGUCUGUGCAGGUCUUUCACCCACUGGGGAAGAAGAAUGAGAAGACAGCUGGCAUUUCCUCCUUUGGGGGUCUGCGAUCCUUCAUAAGCAACAAAGAUCCAGGCACAACCUCUGUUACUACAGCAGUGCUAAACAUUCCAUGUGAGGGCCAGGGUCCUCCCAAAAGUCCAGGUCAGAUUCAGAGAGUAGAGAGCAGUGCCAACAAAGACUGUCUAUCACCCUCCAAGUAUGAGCUGCCCCCAGCUGGGAAGGUCAGGUUAGUACCUCUGCCUUUUCCAACACUGGACAAGCCUCAAGCCAGACCUGUUUCUAGAAAGCCUCUUGCCCUCACUUUACAAAGGCCCACUACAGCUAACCCUGUGCAGCCUCACUCCCACUCAGCUCAACCUACCACACUCAGGUCAACCCAACCAGCUCCUGUCAGCACAUCUUUGGUGGCUUCUGCUAAACCAGCUCCUCCAGGCUCCUCCAGAGCCACACAACAUAAUGUAGCCAACACCAUCCAGUCUAGUGCUACAACCUCGUUGGCCUCCUCGAGGCCCACACCAUACAGAUCAUCAUCUCAUACUUCAUUUCAGAGAGAGCAAGUUUCUGCUGCCAGGAACAAGGUGCCAUCACCUCCCAAACCUCAAACUCAAUACCUGCUGCAAGACUUCAGCCGCCAACCAAUUCCAUGGAGGAAAGUUGACAUUCUGGGACCAGUUGUCUCACAGCCUAUCACAAAAGAGCAGAGGCCAGAGAGGGAGGCCAUGAAGAGGCGGGCUCAACAGGAGCGAGAGAAUGCUGUCAAGAAAACUUCUGAGAAACUGCAGCUUUUCCUUCAGAGGGAGAAGGAUAUGGAAAUUUCUCAAUAUUAUGGCUAUGUAAUGUAAGACCUGGCCAGAUCACUGUGACUAAGUCCUUUUUGACAUUGAUUGAAGAGAUAUAUUCACUGAUACAGAAGUAUAAAAGGACAGAAAACCAUAUGUAAAUAUGUAUAUACAUAGGUGCAUGUGCAGGAAUAUAGAAAACUAAGUAGAUAUGGAUGGAUAGAAGAAAACAUACCCACAUGUAUUUGAAUAGUUAGUAAAAUUGCCUAUAGAAUAUUAAGUUGGUUAUUUUAUUAUAUCUCUAAACUGUGAUGAUUUGGGUUUUAUUAUAUUCUAUAUAAAAUUAAUGAAUUAAUUAGCCAGUGGCAGGGCUGUUGAAACCAUGGCAAAGAACCAGAAGGGCAAAGCUCCCAAAGUGGCCCCCAGCAAGAACAGAAGAGUUAGAUGACAAGGGCAGAAAAGACCAAGUGGACCAGAGAACAAGUCUAAAAAAACAGAGGACCUUAAGCUGUCAAGGAACAGAAUCAAAAAGAAGAGAAGCCCACCAUCCCCAAGAAUAAGAGGAAGAGGAAUCCAUGUGAGCUCAGUCAAAACAGCUUCAAGAUGCCUCGAACCAACCUUAGCAAGCACAUGCUGGAGUCUGUGCAGGUCUUUCACUCACUGGGAAAGAAGAAUGAGAAGACAACUGGCACUUCCUCAUUUGGGGGUCUGUGAUCCUUCACCAGCAACAAAGAUCCAGGCCCAGGCUCAGUUACUACAGCAGUGCUAAACAUUCUAUGUGAGGGCCAGGGUUUUCCCAAAAGUCCAGGGAAAUACAGAGAGUAGAGAGCAGUGCAGACACACAUUGUCUAUCCUGAUCCAAUAUUGUCAUUUGAGAGGCUCUACCAGUAUCGGACUGAGACAGAUCCAAAUACUCAUAGGCAACCACUGGACUGAGGUCUGGGACCCCUGUGGAAGAGUUAGGGGAAAUGUUGAAGGAUCUGAAAGGGAUGCCAAACACAUAGGAAGACCAACAGUGUCAACUAACCUGGAGCCCUGAGAGCUCCCAGGGAUCAAGCAACCAACCAAAGAGCAUACAUGGGCUGGUCCAAGGUCCCUGGCACAAUAAUUUUCAGAAGACUGACUGCCCUUCUGAUGUCAGUAGUGGAAGAUGCGCCAAAGCUUGUAGAGACUUGAUGCUCCAGAGAAGGAUGAUGUCCCACUUUAGCAAGGAUGAUGGUAUGAGGGUACCAUCUCAGAGGGAAAGGGGAGGGUGAAUGGGGUGAAGAACUCUGAGGAAGAGGGGCAAUAUUUGGGAUGUAAAUAAAAAUAAUUAAUUAAAAACAAUGUUUUCUAGCAGCUAUCUUGAGAAGGCUGUCUGAAGAGC
This is a messenger RNA of Arvicanthis niloticus (Nile rat), 4054 nucleotides long. RefSeq lists its product as uncharacterized. Lineage: Eukaryota; Metazoa; Chordata; Mammalia; Rodentia; Muridae. The record is from RefSeq and is a predicted model, not a curated record.